Molecule: messenger RNA, 998 nt
Organism: Perkinsus marinus ATCC 50983
Lineage: Eukaryota; Perkinsozoa; Perkinsida; Perkinsidae
Exons: 7
Coding region: 24-893 (289 amino acids)
Source: RefSeq, a predicted model, not a curated record
UCCCGAUUAGUAGUUUAAUUCUCAUGAUGUCGCGGCCGAAGGCUCCAGCCAUCGUCGGAUUAUCAUCCACUCAUUAUUGGGAUUGUCAAGAGAAGUUGGAAGAUCCAUUCGAGGAAGGAAGCAGCUACCCGAAGACGGUGCCGAGUCAGGAUGAAAGAGUUGUUAGAUUGGGUAAUCGUCUAUGGCUUGACGACGAGGCACCGUGUUGCUGUAGUGGAGACGUGGAUUGUCGUAAGGAGCCGAUGUCCCCAGACAAAACUCCAUCGACAGUAGCAUCAUGCCCUUCGUCUCCCGACCGUCUUGAGCGGACAUUCCUGCCGAGAUCAGCGGUUCAGUUCGAGCCUGUUGUUCAAGUCCGCUUCUGUGAUCGUCCAGAGACCUGCUCCGACAUCGAUGAGCCUCUGGCUGAAAUUCUCUCUUCCCCUUCAAGUUCUGACCCUGAUGUCACCGCGGGGUCACUUUUAUCAGCAAAAAACGCGUCUCCUGAGACGUACGGGGAAGGCCUCUCCAUCUCUGAUUGGCAAGGCGUUGUUUUCGAGACAGAAUGCGAGAUUAAAGCUUUCGACGGACAUUCGGCGUUGAGAGAGAAGACAUACUCCUCAGUGGAUGAUCUAAAGUCGAUGGCUCUCCUUAUGGGCGUUGCCCCGUCGAGACCGCGAUAUGGUCGCGUCAGAUCGGAAACGGUGAGCGAUUUGGAAGAGUUUAUGGAGGACUUGCGCUUGCCUAGGCAGCGUGGUGGGUCAGCAGCAUUCUGUCUUCCGCACGGACGGGUAUCGUCCUCCUCUUUACAUGAAAGUCGUAUGGCGAACGACGACGAGGAUAACUCAGAUUCCGAAGAGAACAUACUAGCAAGAAUGGAGGCUAUGGGUUGCGAUAUGGAUUUACAAGAUUAGCUACGGAUAAUGAUGAUGCAAACUAUGAUCGCAGUAGAAAUAGAGAUUCUCUCAAAUUCUGUCGACUAUUUGAUUGGUGCUCGCUCCAGAGCAACAUGAGUCGCU